AGGAUGUCGACCGCUAAUAAAGGACCUGUAACAAAUGAGGAAUGGAUGGCUUUAGCUGACGCCCCUCUAAAGACGACCAAGCUUAUAAUGCCAGUAAUUCUCAUCCCCAUAUUGUGUAUCAUCGUGUAUGUAAUGGUGUUCAUGAACAUUAGAGAGAAGAAUGAAGCGCUAAGGCGGAUGGGCGGACCCAGCAAUGUAGAGAACAACGGACCUAACAAAAGCUCUGACAAAACAAAGAGGAAAACGUCACUGUUCCCUAUAAGCAUGGGAUUCGGUAUACACACCCAGAGAAGGUAUAACGCCCCAAAGGAGCAGAACACGGUUGAGAUGGAGGCAGUGGUGGAAGAGGUGCAAGAGGCGGAGGUUACAAAUGUUUAGAGACAAGGGUGGAAAUGUGGAACGUCGAAUAGUGUUGUCAGAUUUGUUUGUCGUCUGGGACUGGUUAAAGUUUUUUUUACAUAUAAUAAUAUUGAUUGCAUUGUGAUUGCAGCUAUGACAGCUAGGCUGUUUGGUAAUUUUAUGAGCCAAUUUGGUCUGACAAGACUAUUUUUAGUCGGAUUGAUUCAGAGGAUUAAAAUUUUGAAGAGUGACAAGCGUUGAAAUUAUCUUGAAGUCAAGUUGGCAUGGACAUUUCAGAAAUGAUAGGACCGGGGUGAUGGUGGCUGCUUGCUGGUUUUGUAAGUUAUUUCAAUAAAGUGAAACAAACAAAAUGAAGAACAAUAAUCGGACUGGAAGCAUUACGUAAAUACGUAUCGAACUAUAUUACUGCAUUUCAGUAAAAAAACGAGGGUUCAACCUUCGAGAUUAUUUUUUUCUGUGAAAAAUAAUUUAGCUAAUAUGAGAAAUUGUAACACAAACAAUCUAA
Molecule: messenger RNA, 865 nt
Organism: Bolinopsis microptera
Lineage: Eukaryota; Metazoa; Ctenophora; Tentaculata; Lobata; Bolinopsidae
Exons: 2
Coding region: 4-378 (124 amino acids)
Source: RefSeq, a predicted model, not a curated record